GUCUAAUGCUAGUCUUCAUUACACUUUGCUUACACACGGAGCUAUCUGCGAGGAACUAUUGCUGAAAUGUUAACAAAAUUUGUUGCUAUUGUUAUCCUAAUCAUUGCCAAGGAUGUUUGGGGCAAACAAUGUCGACUGAACGCUAAGAACAUGGAUAGGAAAUGGAUUUAUGCCGUCAAAAACCCUGCAAAUAAAUACGAACUUCUGCAUACGGAGAUGUUGAAGGAUCAACAGAAAAUAUUUUUGAUAUGCAAAAGCAUUAAAAUGAUCCAACUGCAGUGUAAGAAGGGCAAGGUGUCGAGCAUUCCUCCAAGCAUUACCUGCUCCAGGCGCAUGCGGGCUACCAUAACCGCCAUUGCCAAUGAGGCAGCAUGUCUCCAGAAGGGCGGAGCAAUGUACGAUGUUCGUUAUACUCUGCCAACUGGCAAAAGGGUGCUAUCCCUUUACCAAGUGUGUUACAAUAAGAACACAGAAGAAGCCAUCUACUCGCGACACAGGGCCUAUGGAUUUAGGCUGUCUGCCUCCACAUAUAAGCGUCCCCAAUUUGCUACGGGUGGUGUUGUGUCUGUAGCUCGAGCAGAUUCCUUUGAAUUUGGCAACGUCUACAACAGCUUCGUUCGUCUGCUCGGUAGUGGGCAGGACUACAUUAAGUCGGCCAAUUUAAGCGAUCGCGUCAUGGAACGUGGUCAUUUGGCCAAUUCUCAGGAUUUUCUUACCUACGAUCAAAUGGAUGAGACAUUCAAGUAUGUGAACGUCAUGCCCCAAUUUGGCUCCAUCAAUCGUAGGAAUUGGAAGCGCAUAGAGAAUUGGAUACAUAAUUUGCCCAAAAAUAAUCAAUAUGCCGAGGUAGUGACUGGAGGUUUUGAAGUUCUGGAGUUGCCUCAUUCGAAAACUAGAAAAUCUACUCCUAUGUAUUUGAUGGUUAAUAACAAAAAUCCCAUACCAAAAUGGACCUAUAAAGUGGUCAAAUACAAUGGCGUCUGCCAUGCCUUCGUUACCUACAAUAAUCCCUACACCAAUACGGUAGCCAGCAAUAGCCCAUGCCUGGCAGUACCAUGUCCUACUGGCUUGACUUUCAAUCCCGAUCUAGGAAGUGGGCCCAGCAAUUGUUGUAAUCUUCGUUAUUUAGUUCAAAAAGUGGGACAACAAGCUGCCUUGUGCUAAAAAAAAUGUCCAUUGUUUGGGACUAUUAGAAUGUUCAGACUGUGGAGUCAAAAAAAAAAGAAACUACAGAAAUAUCAAUGUAAACUGAUGACGUCAUACACAGUAUGUAAAUAAAUGUUCCAUGUAUUGAAGUUUAUUUGUAAGCGAUUUGAAUAAAACCUAACGCUUGUGGUUAA
Molecule: messenger RNA, 1340 nt
Organism: Stomoxys calcitrans (stable fly)
Lineage: Eukaryota; Metazoa; Arthropoda; Insecta; Diptera; Muscidae
Exons: 2
Coding region: 67-1164 (365 amino acids)
Biological process (GO): apoptotic DNA fragmentation
Cellular component (GO): nucleus; mitochondrial inner membrane
Molecular function (GO): RNA endonuclease activity; nucleic acid binding; metal ion binding
Source: RefSeq, a predicted model, not a curated record